Messenger RNA from Aricia agestis (brown argus), 846 nucleotides. RefSeq lists its product as uncharacterized. Lineage: Eukaryota; Metazoa; Arthropoda; Insecta; Lepidoptera; Lycaenidae. The record is from RefSeq and is a predicted model, not a curated record. The transcript has 3 exons. Bases 1 to 846 code for a protein of 281 amino acids.
AUGGCCGCCGCUCUGUCGCUCGUCCUCGUCGUCAUCCAACUUCUCAUUUUAUGCGCAUCUUCAGACGAGGACAUUUACUCCAAUGGCUGGAGGCCGAUACCGCGAGAGAGAGUUUUCGGUGACUACUGGAACCUGCAGACUCCUGGAUUCCACGCUGUUAAUCGUGAUGACUUUAUACAAGAAGUUGAUGCUCCUAAAGCUGAUUUGAUGAUGGCUGGUGAAUCGGGAGGUGUCAAUCAAGGAGUAAGCAUCGUUUUGCCGGUCAAUAGAAGACAUUUUGAAUCAGUUUAUAUGAAAUCUGAUAACAAUGACAUUACAUACCGAAGGGGGAAGAAACUGGAGUUUGCUCCGACUGUCUUAAACAUCGUAAGUGACAAAUACGAAAACACCAAUAAAAUCGAUAAAGAAAAUAACAGUACCGGGUAUGAAGUUACAGAAAAUUCAACAGAAGAAUUCGCAGAACAGAACACAGUAACGAGGGAGCAUAACUAUGACGCAGAAAGAGGAAACAAUUUUACGAACAAUCUUCUGAAAAUACUUUCGAAUUACAAGAUACGAGCCGACGAUGUUCUACCAAAUUAUGCCUUAUCUCUGAAGCAGGAGAGUCCCAAAUCUAAUGGCUACGUGUACAUGCGUUUACCGUAUAGGUAUAAUAGUCUGAACCAUGCUCCGGUGGACCCUCUGCUCGCGGUGUUUCUGUCCAACUAUGGUUACUACCUACCCGGGUUAUUUGGUUAUCAGCGCAACUAUAAGAACCUCUACGGCUAUUCUGCCUCCAACAAUAUACAUAAUAAUAAGCCUUUUGGUGCUUAUAAAAUAUUUGCUGAUACUGAUUCAGCUUUAUAG